CUGUAUCCCAUUGGCUGGAGUUCUAGCUAGAGGGCGGGGGAUUCAGUACGCACUCGCCGGGGCGGGACUGUUGUGUCCAACAAGAAAACUACAGAAAGAUGGCUGCAAUUAGAAAGAAACUGGUGAUAGUGGGUGAUGGAGCCUGUGGGAAGACCUGUCUCCUCAUAGUGUUCAGCAAAGAUCAGUUCCCCGAGGUCUACGUUCCAACUGUGUUUGAGAACUACGUCGCAGAUAUUGAGGUGGAUGGUAAACAGGUGGAGCUGGCUCUGUGGGACACUGCAGGUCAGGAGGACUACGACCGUCUGAGACCUCUCUCAUAUCCAGACACAGACGUCAUUCUCAUGUGCUUCUCCAUUGACAGCCCUGACAGCCUAGAGAAUAUUCCGGAGAAAUGGACUCCAGAGGUGAAGCACUUCUGUCCGAAUGUGCCCAUAAUCCUGGUGGGAAAUAAGAAAGACCUGCGAAAUGAUGAGCACACCCGCAGAGAGUUAGCCAAGAUGAAACAGGAACCCGUAAAGUCAGAGGAGGGCAGGGACAUGGCCAACCGAAUCAAUGCUUUUGGUUACCUCGAGUGCUCAGCCAAGACAAAGGAUGGCGUGAGGGAGGUUUUUGAGAUGGCCACCAGAGCGGCCCUGCAGGCCAAGAGAAGAGGCAAGAAGAGCGGCUGCCUUCUGUUAUAGAGUGUCCAUUACAGAACUCAUAGUGGGAAGGGAAGGGCCAAGCAUUCCUUCUGGGUUAGCUUUGUCAACACAGCAGGCAAACUUCAAUUCGGUGUAACUGGGGUGUGUCACAAAUAUGCCAAUGUCAGCCAAAGGGAAAAAUGAAAUAAAACUGAUAAAAGGGAGAAUUAUACAUUUAAGGUUACAUGCUAAAAAAUAACGCAAUAAACAUACAAAUUCAUCAAAACUGAAUAUAAAAGAGCACUGAAAAGGGAACAUAGAGUCAGAAUACUUCCUUGUUUUGUUUGGCAUACAGGUUUUCUAAAAUAAAGUAUCUAAUUAUGAUAUAAAGCAUGUAUAAAGAAAAUCACCGUUAUAGUCACACCUGAUCUUUAUGUGGACCUGAGUUUUUUUGUUGAGCUGUAUUGGUUAGUGUGCAUUUUGGCUUCAACAUAUGGAACUAGCAAGUAUAUGUUAAUUAAGCUGUUUGAAAUUAUUGAGGCUACGCAGUCAGAAAAGUAUGUUUUUAUUUUGUAGACUGCAGAGUAUAAAAUGGUUUUUGUUAUAGUCCUGUCUAAAAGUCCUGAUCCAGCUCGGAUUUCUGAAGAAAACAAAAGACCUUCCUCUGAAAAGGUUCAGGUCCUAGACUGAAACGAGGUGAAAUAGCGGCCAAAGUCUAGGUUUCCUUCAGAACACCUGGAGUACUCUUGAUCAAGACACGUUUGGCAGCUUAGAUUGGGGAAUUUAAAGAAAUCCUCUGUGUUAAGGCCGCUUUCACAGCUCGGUCACUUCAGCUUUUCUCUGUUUAGGGCAGAACCAAGGUUCCGUAUUGUAGCUAGAACUUACUGAGCCCCCCCUGGACGCCCUACAAGUAAGCAGCCAGUAUUUGGCAAAGACAAUUAUCCACCCCAAAGUAUGGUAAAGACUCCCAACUUUUCAACAAAAUGAAGGUCACAAAUACGUAUAUCAUUUCAUUAUUACUGAGAUAUUUGUGUAUAUUUCAAUAACAAUGGCAAAUAAUUAUAAAUAUACCCUAAAUAAAUAUAUGAAAACUAGUAAGUACAUAAUCUGAACUGUGUACAGCUUUUGAAUAAUCCACAGCUUGUUUUUCUGUAUUUAAACACAUCUGUGAAAAAGCAGGUAUUAUCUAACUUGUAUGUUAACCCAUUUAUUUUGCUUCAAAAUUAAAUUCAAUUGAAUAUUAAAGAGUUAAGAAGCUUUUUGAAGACGGGGCUUUUUUUUUACUUCCAGGGUGGAGUACCAGAUCUUUGUGUGUAGAACAGAUCUCUCCAUGUUUUCUGGCGUGCUCCUGUUCAGCUGUUGUCUCAGUCCUUUCAGUAAAAUGUGUUUCUACUGUCAGCUGUUAUGUUCUGCAACAACAGGGCUGUUUUCAGCUUAUUCACACAGUUUUUAGUCAUCAGAAUUGGAAACUUUUCAUUUGCAUCACCGGCAGAAAAAGUUACAUUUUCUCAAGAACAAAAUGACAAACCCAAAAACUAGCAAGCUUAAAAUACGUCAGUAUUUGUCAGGAUUGUUAUGUUGCAUCGAUGUAACUAUUGCUGUUUAGUGAUAUAUUAUGCUGAAUUGCUGAGACACAUGCUAUGUAGCUAUCCCAAUUUUUUAAAUCAACCUUUGGUUUGAACUUAAUGUUUUUCGUGUCUGCUAGCUAACUUAUCUUCUUUUGUGUUUUCUGUUACUUUAUGUGAUAUUCCACUGGCUUACCUUGUACUUUGCACAAAUAUUAAACAUUAGGUCAGUGUCAAGUACUCCCUAGAAACAUUUGAUGGUGAAUUCUGAAAUGCACGCAACUCCUGAAGGAUUUGUAAGACAAUUAUUCCUUUAUACACAAACCUUUCUUGAAACUUCUGCAGUUUUUAAUGUAUUUUAAAGGAAAUAAAGUCAACAGAGAAAUA
Molecule: messenger RNA, 2572 nt
Organism: Girardinichthys multiradiatus
Lineage: Eukaryota; Metazoa; Chordata; Actinopteri; Cyprinodontiformes; Goodeidae
Product: rho-related GTP-binding protein RhoA-C
Exons: 5
Coding region: 99-680 (193 amino acids)
Biological process (GO): stress fiber assembly; small GTPase-mediated signal transduction; cell migration
Cellular component (GO): cleavage furrow; dendritic spine
Molecular function (GO): GTPase activity; GTP binding
Source: RefSeq, a predicted model, not a curated record